Ahaetulla prasina is the source of this 1526-nucleotide messenger RNA. RefSeq lists its product as uncharacterized. The coding region runs from base 24 to 1319 and encodes 431 amino acids. The transcript has 2 exons. Gene Ontology annotation, molecular function: DNA binding. The record is from RefSeq and is a predicted model, not a curated record. NCBI's taxonomy places the organism in Eukaryota, Metazoa, Chordata, Lepidosauria, Squamata, Colubridae. Gene Ontology annotation, biological process: DNA recombination; DNA integration.
GCGGUCGAUGCGCUAAGAUCACCAUGGCCACCGGAACUGCUUUAUGCGUUCCCUCCGCUUCCAUUAAUUCCCAAGGUAAUCAGAAAACUCCUGGAAGAGAAGGCCGAACUAAUCCUAGUGGCUCCUCAUUGGCCUCGGAGACCUUGGUUUAUGGACCUCAAAGCUCUUUCAGUGACAACACCUUGGCGCAUACCAGACAAUCAGAUUGCUCUCAGUCAGGGCGUUCUCAUCCAUCCAGAACCUCAGUGGUUACAACUCACCGUCUGGCGAUUGAGCGGGACAUCUUAGCGGGUCUCAACAUUCCCCCAGACGCAGUACCGACAAUUCAGGCGGCACGACGACCAUCCACGAAGCGCAUAUACCAAUUCACUUGGAAAGCUUUCUCGAUGUGGUGCUCAAAGAGGCCCAUUUCACCUAGGAAUCCUGACCUAUCUCACAUCAUUGGUUUCCUACAAGAGGGCCUGACGUCAGGUCUCUCUCCUAACACCCUCCGACGCCAAGUCGCAGCUCUUUCCUCGGUGCUUACCUUCAGCUCAUCAGAGUCCCUGGCAAAGGAUCCAGUCAUCAGAUUGUUUUUGAGGGGAGCCUCUAACCUGCAUCCUCCUACUAUUCACAGGUACCCAUCCUGGAACCUUAAUAAAGUUCUUAAUACAUUAAUGAGAGCGCCAUUUGAACCACUCCGAGAGGCUUCUUUACGACUCUUGACUUUCAAGGUGGCUUUCCUUAUUGCCAUAACUUCAGCUCGCCGCAUUUCAGAAUUGGCAGCGCUCUCAACACGCAAAGACCUUUGCAUUUUUCACCUCGAUAGGGUAGUUCUGCGUCUCGACCCAACCUUUGUUCCAAAAGUUAAUUCACUAUUUCAUCGUUCUCAGGAACUGAUUCUCCCAAAUUUCUGUCCCGUACCCAGACAUCAAAAGGAACAUGAAUGGCAUACGUUGGAUGUCCGAAGAGCCUUAAAGAUAUACUUACAUCGUACUUCUCCAUUUCGUAAAACGGAAGCUCUCCUUGUUUCCUUCCAACCUUCUUCGUUAGGCUCCAAAGUUUCAGGACCUACCAUUGGCAGAUGGAUACGGGCCACCAUAGCCAUGACAUACGAUUUGCAAUCUCUUCCUCGGCCAAAGAACAUCACAGCACACUCCACGAGGAGUGCCUCCACUUCGGCAGCUUGGGCGACCCAGGCGCCCUUAGAGGAAGUAUGCAGGGCGGCAACUUGGUCUUCACCGUCGCCUUUCAUCAGACACUAUAAACUCGAUACCUAUGCAUCGGCAGAAGCCUCCUUCGGUAGACGAGUUUUGCAAAGUGUACACGACAACCCAUGACUCAUCGGCCUAUCUUCACCCUCCCGGACAAUCACCUAGCUUUGGAAGACACGUAGAGUCUGAGCAGCUUCCUCGCCAAAAACUGGAGAGACAACAGGAUAAGGCGGGGCUUGAAACAGAUUAAAGACUCGGUCCUACAAGCUUGACACAAGAGUUAACCCAUGCCUGACUGCCGUUUUCCUCCUUGCUGAGAAAGGACGUCUCAGG